Messenger RNA from Meleagris gallopavo (turkey), 2139 nucleotides. NCBI's taxonomy places the organism in Eukaryota, Metazoa, Chordata, Aves, Galliformes, Phasianidae. The record is from RefSeq and is a predicted model, not a curated record.
AUGAAGCUUACUGUAAUGGGCUGUGGGAUGUUCUAUGAUGGAAAUCAUACUUACCUAAUUGAACCAGAUGAAAACUACAAUUCAGAUGAUGACUUCCAUUUCCACUCUGUUUACAAAUCCAAGUUGUUUGAGUUUCCUUUGGAUGACCUACCAUCUGAGUUCUGGCACGUGAAUGCUACAUCACAGAAGUUUGUUGUAAAGCCGAGACACAAAAGAAGGAGAAGGCAGGUUCGUCAGAUUCCACGUAAAAUUGAAGAAGAAACAAAAUACAUUGAGUUAAUGAUUGUAAAUGAUCAUCUAAUGUGUAAAAAGCACCGCUUAUCAGUUGGCCACACAAACAGCUAUGCUAAGUCAGUUGUGAACUUGGCAGAUUUAAUAUAUAAAGAACAGCUUAACACCAGGAUAGUAUUGGUUGCCAUGGAAACCUGGGCUACUGAUAACAAGUUCACCAUAUCUGAAAACCCCCUGGUGACCCUGCGUGAGUUUAUGAAAUAUAGGAGGGAUUUUAUCAGAGAGAAAAGUGAUGCAGUUCACCUUUUUUCGGGGAGUCGAUUUCAGAGCAGUCGAAGUGGUGUAGCUCACACUGGUGGAAUCUGCUCCUUGCUUAAAGGCGGAGGUGUGAAUGAGUUUGGAAAGCCUGACUUAAUGGCAGUUACCCUGGCACAGACAUUGGCCCAAAAUAUUGGCAUAUUCUCAGACAGAAGAAAACUCAUAAGUGGUGAGUGUAAGUGUGAGGACACCUGGUCUGGAUGCAUAAUGGGAGACACAGGGUAUUAUCUACCAAGCAAGUUCUCCAAGUGUGAUAUUGAAGAGUAUCACGAAUUUUUAAACAACGGAGGUGGAGCCUGCCUUUUCAAUAAGCCAACCAAGCUUCUGGAUCCUCCAGAAUGUGGCAAUGGCUUUGUGGAAGAUGGAGAAGAGUGCGACUGUGGGACAACAGCAGAGUGUGCCAGUGAAGGAGGAGAGUGCUGCAAUACCUGCACGCUGACGGCAGGCUCCCAGUGCAGCAAUGGGCUCUGCUGUCGGAAGUGCCGGUUUGAACCUAGGGGUGUUUUGUGCCGAGAAGCAGUGAAUGAUUGUGAUAUUGCAGAGAACUGCACGGGAAACUCCAGUCAGUGUUCUCCCAAUAUCCAUAAAAUGGAUGGAUAUUCAUGUGAUAACAGGCAGGGCAUUUGCUUUGGAGGAAGAUGUAAAACCAGGGACCGACAGUGUAAAUAUAUCUGGGGUGAAAAAGUAUCAGCUGCUGACAGGUACUGCUAUGAGAAGUUGAAUAUUGAAGGGACUGAGAAAGGAAACUGUGGAAGAGACAAGGACUCUUGGGUACAGUGCAAUAAACAGGAUGUGCUUUGUGGAUACCUUCUGUGCUCGAAUAUAUCUAGUGUGCCCAGACUUGGAGAACUCGAUGGUGAAAUCACUUCAUCGGUCUUGCAGUUUGGUAAAGUCUACACUUGCAGUGGUGGGCAUGUGAAGCUUGAUGAGGAGACGGACCUGGGCUAUGUGGAGAAUGGGACGCCAUGUGGGCCAAAUAUGGUGUGCCUUGACCAUCGCUGCCUCCCCAUCGAAUCCUUCAACUUCAGCACCUGCCCGGGCACCACAGACACCCAGAUCUGUUCAGGACAUGGUGUUUGUAGCAAUGAAAUAAAGUGUGUCUGUGACCGAUUCUGGGGAGGAGAUGACUGCAGUUCUCGAAUCAAAGAUGAUGUAUUUUUUUAUAAAGACGCCAUCAACAAAGGUGUUGUUAGCACCAACAUAAUAAUAGGAGCUAUUGCUGGCACCAUUUUAGUAUUGGCUCUCGUUUUAGGGAUAACUGCGUGGGGUUACAAAAACUACAGAAGACAGAGACAAAUACCCCAGGGAGAUUAUGUAAAAAAGCCCGGAGAGGCCGACUCUUUCUAUAGCGACAUGCCUCCUGGAGUCAGCACAAACUCUGCAUCUAGUUCUAAGAAGAGGUCAAAUGGAUUAUCUCAUUCCUGGAGUGAAAGGAUCCCAGACACAAAGCAUAUUUCAGACAUUUGUGAAAAUGGGAGGCCUAGGAGUAAUUCUUGGCAAGGUAAUAUAGGAGGAAACAGAAAGAAAGUCAGAGGCAAAAGAUUUAGGCCACGGUCUAAUUCAACUGAGUAAGUCUGAAUUUACAACAGC